AUGUCUGAUAUGUGGAUCAAAGUCAGGGAGGAAGAGGAGGAAGAUGAAGAGGAUGUUCAUCCUCCUCCUAGUGAUGUGAAGUCCGGCUCCAGCACUUUACCUCCCAUCAAAUCCAAAACCAACUUCAUCGAAGCCGACAAGUACUUCCUGCCGUUCGAGUUGGCCUAUUUGAAGAAGACCCUUGCAGUGCUGCUGGAUAACAUCAUGCUGAGGCUCGGUAAGCUGGAGUCCAAGGUGGAAAACAUCUACAACAGCACGGGGAGCAACCUGACCAUCGGCACCGGCACCAUCGUACCCAGCGCCACUAACUCAGAGAAAGUUAACGUGGCAGACCUCCUCAAUGGAGCCCAGGAGAAGUGCGAGCUGCCGCCUAUGGAGGGUUUCCCACACUGCGAGGGCAAGGUCACGUGGAUGAAGGACAUGUGGCGCUCUGACUCCUGCUAUGGAAACUAUGGCGUUGACGGAUCCACCUGCUCUUACUUCAUCUACCUGAGCGAGGUGAGGUGUGUGUGUUAUUAUCAUAUAUGUAAAUAUGAUGUAUAUAUAUUUAUCUGUGUGCAGGCGGAGGUGCGGACCAGUUUCGAGGAGCUUUACCGCGUCAUGUCUGCGCGCGAGGACUUUCGCUGGAUGAUGCUGAGGAUCAAACGCAUGGCCGAUCCGUGGGUCAGCGCCAUUCGCUCGUUGGCCAGCAAGCAGAACCUGGUCCCGCGCCGCAGGAAGAAGGUCCUGGUUCAUUUGGGUCUGCUGACCAAGGAGUCGGGCUUCAAAAUUGCCGAAAACGCGUUCAGCGGAGGCCCGUUGGGGGAGCUGGUGCAGUGGAGCGACCUGAUCACCACGCUGUAUCUUCUGGGACACGACGUCCGCAUCUCCGCCUCUCUGGCCGAGCUCAAAGAUAUUAUGCGAAAGGUCAUGGGGAACAAGUCCAGCUGCCCGACCCAGGGUGAUAAGGUGGUGGAGCUGAUCUACAUCGACAUCGUGGGCCUCACGCAGUUUAAGAAGACACUGGGGCCGUCCUGGGUGCAUUACCAGUGAGUAC
Molecule: messenger RNA, 1036 nt
Organism: Notothenia coriiceps (black rockcod)
Lineage: Eukaryota; Metazoa; Chordata; Actinopteri; Perciformes; Nototheniidae
Product: alpha-1,6-mannosylglycoprotein 6-beta-N-acetylglucosaminyltransferase A-like
Exons: 8
Coding region: 1-1032 (343 amino acids)
Biological process (GO): protein N-linked glycosylation
Cellular component (GO): Golgi apparatus
Molecular function (GO): alpha-1,6-mannosylglycoprotein 6-beta-N-acetylglucosaminyltransferase activity
Source: RefSeq, a predicted model, not a curated record